Molecule: messenger RNA, 1029 nt
Organism: Papaver somniferum (opium poppy)
Lineage: Eukaryota; Viridiplantae; Streptophyta; Magnoliopsida; Ranunculales; Papaveraceae
Product: EEF1A lysine methyltransferase 4-like
Exons: 9
Coding region: 76-804 (242 amino acids)
Molecular function (GO): S-adenosylmethionine-dependent methyltransferase activity
Source: RefSeq, a predicted model, not a curated record
CAUUUUCCAAUAACAAAACUGUAAAAACAAAAGAAUCCAGUUUCCGGAUACCAGACAGAGAAGAAAAGAAAGAAGAUGACAUUGGGGACGACGACACAAGCAUACGGAGAACCAUCAUACUGGGACAAUAGGUACACACAAGAUCCAGGACCAUUUGAUUGGUACCAAAAAUAUCCAGCUUUAUCUCCUCUUCUUCAUCUCUAUGUACCUCUACAUAAUCGUGUUCUUGUCAUUGGAUGUGGUAAUGCAGCUAUCAGUGAAGACAUGGCCAAUGAUGGGUUUGAGGAUAUUGUAAACAUCGAUAUUUCGUCGGUGGUGAUUGAAGCUAUGCAAACAAAGUAUCAAGACAUUCCUGCUCUCAAAUAUAUUCAAAUGGAUGUCCGAGAUAUGAGUGGUUUUGAAUCAGGGUCUUUUGAUGCUGUUCUUGAUAAAGGAACUCUGGACUCUAUUAUGUGUGGCCAUAAUUCGCAAGACAAUGCGUCUAAAAUGCUGGAGGAGGUCGGAAGGGUCCUCAAGGAUAAUGGAGUGUACAUUCUGAUUACAUACGGAGCUCCAGCUUAUCGGCUACCAACGUUGAAAAAACUGUCCUUGUGGACAAUAAAGUUACAUGUUGUAGAGAAGCCCAUGGCUGAUGGAAACUCAGAGCAGAUAAAAUGGGAGUUAACAAAUCCUGUAUCCUUGGACGAGUCAGGUAGUUCAGUUGAGACAGCUCUCGGAAGGACUCCAGAAGUCCAUUUUAUUUAUGUCUGUACCAAGGACGAGUCUUUACAAUCUUCGAGUUCGAAGCAGGAGAUCGAGUUUUGAAGGAAAAAGUAAUAAGGAGAUUACCUCCAAAGUUUUGUGUGAAACUUAUAUAUCAUGUUUCUUGGAUUCAGAUUUAUCAGUAAAUAAGGGGUCACUGUCAUAUCUCAGUUCAGUAAACCUUUUGUAGAUAGGAACUAUUCACUGUUCAGGGCAAUAAGAAUAAAUCAGUAAUUUGUAAAACAACAAUUCCAUGUAAAUUUGAAUCGGAAACAAAUUGAUUACCAA